Molecule: messenger RNA, 2553 nt
Organism: Drosophila ananassae
Lineage: Eukaryota; Metazoa; Arthropoda; Insecta; Diptera; Drosophilidae
Product: serine protease inhibitor 77Ba
Exons: 5
Coding region: 1158-2498 (446 amino acids)
Molecular function (GO): serine-type endopeptidase inhibitor activity
Source: RefSeq, a predicted model, not a curated record
UCAUUCGUGGUUCAAAUCAAAAUAUUUCCUCUUUUAUUCAUAAAAUAGAUCCUGUUUUCCUUAAAUCGUAUUUUUUCGAGCGUACUAAAUUAAAAUGACACACUUAGAUAACCUUUUCUAUCAAAUAAAUAAAUGUUUAAAUAUUUCCUCUUUAAUUCAUAAAAUAGAUCGUGUUUUCCUUAAAUCGUAUUUUUACGAGCGUACUAAAUUAAAAUUACAUACUUGGUUAACCUUUUCUAUAAAAUAAAUAAAUGUUUAAAUUGAAAAUUUUCAGCAGUUAUGCCGGAAAUUCUGUGAUAGACUGAUAUAACCUUUACAUCUGAGAAACCUAUCUUCAACUAAAUAGAAACAAGUUCAUAAGCUGCAUUAUUUAUCUGGGUGAAUUCACCUCGAUCUGUUUCAGUGAUCAGGUGCAUUUAAUCCGUAUUUAUUUGGGAUUGAGUCACCACUGCGAACGUCAGUGUCAAGAGCGGCCAAUAAAGUCUUGCCAAUCAAUAUGCGAGUCUUCUCGCUCCGGCUCUCCAUUCUCCGAAGCGUGGGAUCUGAUUUUCGAGUCCGACUCUCGGCGACGGCGACGGCGACGAUGACGACCAGAUGACCAUAUGAGUGGCUGGAGGCAAGUCUUCUCAGUCAUUCGUCGAUGUCCGCGCGUUAGGUUCGCUCUAAGCUUGUACUGGGAGCGGUUGUCCACCGUAUCUCUCAUCUUCGACGACCAUCCAGGGACUUGGUUUUGAAACGAAAACAAAAAAAUAGAAUCGCCUUGAUUAUAUAAACAUAAAACCAAUAAUUGAGCACAUAUCUCUCUGGCUGGAGCGGUAUCUGUGUUCGUGUAUCUUUAUCUGUGUCUGUGGAAGUCCCAGUGCAUUCCGGUUUUUCGAAUCGGAUCCAAAACAACAACUAUAUUAUAUACGUCGCUACGUCAGAGUCAUUUAAAUUCGUACUGAAAUACCGACUUGGGGGAAAAAAAUGCCCAAAAUCCAUCAAUAAGAAAUAUAAAUAAAAACCACAAAUAAUUGAUGAGAUACACCCUAUUACCAGUGUAUGUGUGAUAUUUGUUUCGGUGCUAACUUCCUAAUAAAAAAUAAAAUAAAUACUCUGAGCCGCCCUCCAAAGUCUGAUAACCGAGACUUAAACUUACUUUCGCUACCAGCCUCAGAAUGCUUCAAAUAACAGAACGCACUUUUUUGUGGAUCCCAUUAGUUCUAAUUGUGGCGGUGUUAUGCUCUGCCCAGCAGCAAUAUCCCCAACUAUCGGUGGGUAAUCCUCUGGAGGCUCUCACCGCCCCCACCGCCUUCCAACAAGGACCCACCCACGUCCAGUCCAUGAGGAGCAACUUCGAUGAAGAUCUUCUGCGAACCAUUUCGCAGGGAGUGCAGGAGUUCGCUCUCGAUAUCCUGCAACGCAUAUCCUUUGAGGUGCAAAAGUCCAACAAGGACUUUAUGAUUUCGCCCUUCUCGAUCUGGUCGCUCAUGGUCCUGCUCUAUGAGGGUGCCGGCGGAGAGACCUAUAACCAGCUACGUCGUGCCCUCCGCAUCAACGUCGAAGAUGAGAAGCUGCGCGGAAUCUACCAGAUAUGGAGCUCUUUCCUCAACACAAAUACCCACACCGUUGAGGUUGCCUCCCUACAGGCUGUCUACACGGAUACCAGUUACCCAUUGAAGAGCAGCUAUCGCACUGUUAUCCAGAACUACAAUGUGCAGCCAGUGGAGGUGGACUUCUACAACAAGGACACAGUGCAUCUGAUCAACGAGGCCACCAACCGCACCACCAGAGGACUCAUCCCCUACACCGUGCUGCCGCAGGAUAUUUAUGGAGCCAAGAUGUUCCUACUCUCCUCCCUCUUCUUCAAGGGCCAGUGGAAGUUCCCUUUCAACGAAACCCUGACCAGAAUGGAGAACUUCUACAACGAAAACGACGAGGUGGUCGGCCAAGUGCAGAUGAUGGUUCAGGAGGCGAACUUUGCCUAUGCCUCCAACAUCGAGGGUCUGGACGGCUAUGUCCUGGAGCUGCCCUACGGCACUCAGGAUAGGCUGGCCAUGAUCGUAGUGCUGCCCAAGCGCGGCUUCAAGCUCAACGACGUGGCCAAUAACCUGAAGACGAUAGGCUUGUCGCCGAUCCUGCAGCGUCUGGCUGCCUUCAGGGCACGGGCUUCCGAGGACAAUGAGGUGGAGGUCAUGAUGCCCAAGUUUGUGACGACGACGGACUUUACGCUCAAGGGAAUCCUGGGACAGAUGGGCAUCGUGGAUCUGUUCGAUGAGAAUACCGCCGACCUGAGCCGCAUGUCCAGCGGAUUGUUUGCCAAGAUCUGCAUCCACUCCACCAAGAUCAUUGUCGACGAGCAGGGAACCACGGCCGGUGCUGUGACAGCAGCGGCUCUUAUCAACAAGGCAACGCCUCCCAAAUUCCUGCUGAACAAGCCCUUCCAGUACAUGAUCGUAGAGAAGUCCACCAAUCUGCUUCUCUUUGCCGGCCAAGUGCGAAACCCACAUGCCACUUAGGAUCUAAGUUGGACUUUAUUAACGCGACACAAUAACUACCUUACGAUAGGUUAAA